This is a messenger RNA of Callorhinus ursinus (northern fur seal), 2165 nucleotides long. RefSeq names its product ubiquitin like modifier activating enzyme 3 (gene UBA3). Gene Ontology annotation, biological process: protein neddylation. Gene Ontology annotation, cellular component: cytoplasm; nucleus. NCBI's taxonomy places the organism in Eukaryota, Metazoa, Chordata, Mammalia, Carnivora, Otariidae. Gene Ontology annotation, molecular function: NEDD8 activating enzyme activity. The record is from RefSeq and is a predicted model, not a curated record.
AAUCUGGCGGCGGCGGCGGAGGCAACCGAUCGGCUAAGCUGGGUUAGAGAUGACAGCGGCUCAGGCUCAGCCGGCUCUGCGGUUGGGAGAAGAAAAGAAGGAGAAUAGAGGAGCUGCUGGCUGAGAAAAUGGCUGUUGAUGGUGGGUGUGGGGACACUGGAGACUGGGAAGGUCGCUGGAACCAUGUAAAGAAGUUCCUCGAGCGAUCUGGACCCUUCACACACCCUGAUUUCGAACCCAGCACUGAAUCUCUCCAGUUUUUGUUAGAUACAUGUAAAGUUCUGGUCAUUGGAGCUGGUGGCUUAGGAUGUGAGCUCCUAAAAAAUCUGGCAUUGUCUGGUUUUAGACAGAUUCAUGUUAUAGACAUGGACACUAUAGAUGUUUCCAAUCUAAAUAGGCAGUUUUUAUUUAGGCCUAAAGAUGUUGGAAGACCUAAGGCUGAAGUUGCUGCAGAAUUUCUAAAUGACAGAGUUCCUAAUUGCAAUGUAGUUCCACAUUUCAACAAGAUUCAGGAUUUUAAUGACACUUUCUAUCGACAAUUUCAUAUAAUAGUAUGUGGACUGGACUCUAUCAUAGCCAGAAGAUGGAUAAAUGGCAUGCUGAUAUCUCUUCUGAAUUAUGAAGAUGGUGUAUUAGAUCCAAGCUCCAUUGUCCCUUUGAUAGAUGGGGGUACAGAAGGUUUUAAAGGAAAUGCCCGGGUGAUUCUCCCUGGAAUGACUGCUUGUAUUGAAUGUACACUAGAAUUGUAUCCUCCACAGGUUAAUUUUCCCAUGUGCACCAUUGCAUCUAUGCCCAGGCUACCAGAACACUGUAUUGAGUAUGUAAGGAUACUGCAGUGGCCUAAGGAGCAGCCUUUUGGAGAAGGAGUUCCAUUAGAUGGAGAUGAUCCUGAUCAUAUUCAGUGGAUUUUCCAAAAGUCCCUCGAGAGAGCAUCACAAUAUAAUAUUAGGGGUGUUACCUAUAGACUCACUCAAGGAGUAGUGAAACGAAUCAUUCCUGCAGUAGCUUCUACAAAUGCAGUCAUUGCAGCUGUGUGUGCCACUGAGGUUUUUAAAAUAGCCACAAGUGCAUAUAUUCCUCUUAAUAAUUACUUGGUAUUCAAUGAUGUAGAUGGACUGUACACAUACACAUUUGAAGCAGAGAGAAAGGAAAACUGCCCAGCUUGUAGCCAGCUUCCUCAAAAUAUUCAGUUUUCUCCAUCCGCUAAACUGCAGGAGGUUUUGGAUUAUUUAACCAAUAGUGCUUCUCUGCAGAUGAAAUCUCCAGCCAUCACAGCCACAUUAGAGGGAAAAAAUAGAACACUUUACUUACAGUCAGUAACCUCUAUUGAAGAACGAACAAGGCCAAAUCUCUCCAAGACGUUGAAAGAAUUGGGACUCGUUGAUGGGCAAGAACUGGCAGUUGCUGAUGUCACCACACCACAGACUGUACUAUUCAAACUUCAUUUUACUUCUUAAGGAAAAUAAACCUGCACAUAAUAGAAAACUCAUGGAAAUAUAUUACGUGGAUGCUACAAAAUUUAAUGUCAUUUUUAGCAUUAGUGUUGCUGGAAUUUGGCUUCUUUUAUAUAAUGAACCACUCUUUUUUAAAUUUGUAACUUCCCCUUGAAGACAGAAUUUUGGAGUUGGUACUUGUAAGCAUUUUCAUUAAUAAUAUGGGAAAUGAUGCCUGGAGAGAGAGAGAAUGAGCAAAUGUAUUGCUUCUUUCAGAGGAGGAGGGACAAGCACUCUCUUGUGUCUGACUUUUGUUACUGUGGUCAAAGAAUGCAUUCCUCAGUUUUCAUGUGAGCACCCACAUAGAGAAAAGGUACCCCUUUAAAGAAAAAAAGAAAAUUAAGUUUUAAAUAACAUUGAAUAUGACACCCUGACAUCUAGAGCAUAUUGAACAUAGCCUAUUUCUUGCUUGAUUUAAUAUUCAUUUAAUUGUGGUUGUCCAAAUGAAUAUUAAUUAUUGCAAAGGUUACCUUGUCCAUAAUAAUUUGUAAAUGGUGUUAUAGCUGAAUACCUGUGCAUGGAAAUGGGAACUAUUUUCAUGUUUACUUGUGCCAUAGAGGCCAAUAUGCACAAUAUUAAAGCCAAGAUAUGGAUGUUUAGAAGAAUUUAAUGUUCAGGCAGUUAUCACUGAUGCUUUCACACUAUUUAUUAAUAAAAUCAUAUACUGUCAAC